Molecule: messenger RNA, 1264 nt
Organism: Mytilinidion resinicola
Lineage: Eukaryota; Fungi; Ascomycota; Dothideomycetes; Mytilinidiales; Mytilinidiaceae
Product: S-adenosyl-L-methionine-dependent methyltransferase
Exons: 3
Coding region: 340-1212 (290 amino acids)
Molecular function (GO): O-methyltransferase activity
Source: RefSeq, a predicted model, not a curated record
GAAGGGGCUGCUACUCUGCCCUCGGGAGCACGGCAAAACGUUAGACGCAUUGCGAUAAAUGGGUCCGCUUCUGAGCUAUCAGCCGUCGUAAAUUUACUUAUCUUCACGUCCAGUCCACCUCGAAGCACUUCAUCGAUUUAUUCUAUGUCCUAUGUCAACGCAAUUCCAUUCCAUACCUAGUCAUUCAAUUUCCCUUGGCAUAGCACUCGCAGAGCUCUCGUCGAAUAGAUCGUCUUUCUUGCUUUCCACUCCACAACAACGUCGGGACCCUACUGAACUCAACUCAAGACAUCCAAUUACUACUGUCUCUCGUCCUUCAGAAUCUCUUAGAUAGCCACAAUGCCUUCUUUUGACGAGAAAAACGCCUACAUCGAAAAAGGCGACGACGUCUUCUUCGACGACGGCCGCGAAGUCGAGCUCCUCCACUUCAUCCACAACAAACCCGACAUCGACUCCAUCCGCGGCUCUCCCCAGCGCGUUCUCCAAGCCAUAGACGAAUUCGCGCGGACCAAAAAGUACCUCAUGAACGUCGGCCAGGCCAAGGGCAAGAUCGUCACCGACCUCAUCGAAGAAGUCAAGCCGGAGACGAUGGUCGAGCUAGGCGGCUACUGCGGCUACUCCUGCAUCCUCUUCGGCGACGCCGUCCGCCGCUCCGGCAGCUCCAGCGCGAGAUACAUCAGUCUGGAGCGCAACCCCGAAUUCGCGGCCGUCAUCAUGUGCCUCGUCGCGCUCGCCGGCCUCUCCGACACCGUGAAAGUAGUCGUGGGCUCCAGCGACGCCUCAAUCAACCGCCUGCACGCAUCAGGCGAGCUCAAGCACAUCGAUCUCAUGUUCCUGGACCACUACAAACCGGCCUACACCACCGAUCUCAAACUGUGCGAGCAGCUAAAGUUGAUCACGCCUGGUUCCGUGCUUGCGGCUGAUAACGUAAUCACGCCUGGCAACCCGCCGUAUCUGGAGUAUGUACGUAGUAGUGUGGCAGAGAAGAGAGAGGCGGCGAAGCAGGGCCCGGUUGAGGGCGAUGGCGUGGAUCCGCGGUUCCCUGGGCGGACGACGCAGCAGUACGCGAAGCGGCUCGGGCAGGCGAAGCUGGAGCACACAGCGAAGGGGAACCCGAAUCUCGUGUAUGAGAGCCGGAUCAACCAUAGCUUCGAACCGACUGGCGAGCCAGACGGAGUUGAGAUCACGAGAUGCACAGGCGAGGAGAAAUAAGCGUAGUAGUAAAGAAGCACAGAUUGAAUUUAGCUAUCAUUCGACCUCCACC